CACUAUUAAAGUGUCGACCGUGUACGCUGAAACACGUACAUUUAGCGAAAAAUCAUAAUCGUUUAUCUUGUAGGUUACAUAUGUCAUGUCGUUCAAUAAUUUGGCGCCCAACCCGUCGAAGAUCGUGCUCCAGCUAAUAGUAUUUAUUUUUCUGUUGGUGCCGGGAAUUUUGUGGGCAAUUUUGAAAAAAUUCAUACCGGUGAAGCCUAAAUCCGUUAAAGAACAAGUCGUGUUGAUCACAGGUGCUGGUCGGGGAAUAGGUCGUGAACUUGCGACUAGGUUUGGUAAAUUGGGAGCAAAAGUUGCUUGCGUAGAUAUCGAUGAAACGGAAAACUAUGAAACGGCUAAAAUAAUAAAAGAUUUUGGUGGCGUGGCCACUAGCUAUAAAUGUGACGUUUCAAAAAAGGAUCAAAUAAAAACUCUGCACUCAAAGGUUAAAAAAGAUUUAGGCCCAGUUGAUAUAAUCAUCAACAACGCUGGCAUUGUGUGGGGACAUUUGUACAUAAACCCCUCAAAGGAUCAAUUUAUCACGGACCAAAUCAAUGUUAACCUUAUGGCUCAUAUUUGGAUGAAUAGAGAAAUUCUUCCAUCAAUGUUAGAGAGAAAUAGUGGACAAAUCGUAGCUAUGUCUUCGUUGUCUUCAAUGGCGGGUGUAGCUAAUUUAUCCACGUAUACGAUUUCUAAAUGGGGUAUAAAUGGUAUGAUGGAAUGUUUGCAUAACGAGUUGAAACUAUUCAACUCAAAUGUGAAGACCACGAAUAUAUUGCCGUAUUUUGUGAAAACCAACGAGAAAGUUUCAUCGUUUUUAGAUAUCAGAUUACCCGAAAUACCUAUACACAUUGCAGGUGAUGAAAUGAUGAAAGGAAUACUAGAAGAACGGAAAAUAUUCUCAGUUCCUGGUCACAUGCUCACCAUAUCAAAAAUCAUUAGGCUGUUACCGGACAACUUGCAAACGUUCUUCGACAACAUAUUUUACACAAGAAUUCUUAGAGUACCCGAGGAAGAGAUACUUUUAAAUAAAUAUAAUAGCUUGCAUUUUGUGAAAUUGACUCAUUAUAUUUGGGGCAUUGAUUUUUUAAAUAAACCAAACAAUAUGGGUUUGGUUUCAACAUUUUUAAGUUUUUUUAUUGAUGAGUACAAUAUACCUUCGGAGCCAUUAACAUUUGUUUUUGAAAUAAUAAUAGUUGGAAUACUCAGCAUUCCAAGAGUUAUUGGAACAAUAAUUUCGUAUGUUUAUUUUCCACCAGAACCAAAAAAUGUCGAAGGAAAAUUAAUUUUGAUUACAGGGACCGCCCGGGGAAACGGCCGUGAACUGGCCAUACAAUUUCAUAGGUUGGGAGCGAAAAUUGUGUGCGUUGAUAAAGACGAAGUGGGCAAUAAUGAAACGGUCGAUCGGAUCAAGGCGGAAGGCGGCCAAGCAAUAGGAUUUAAAGUGAAUAUUACUGACAAGGAGCAGGUAAUGAUGAUGCACGCGGCCGUAAGAGAUCAAAUGGGCCCCGUAGACAUUCUCGUUAACAAUUGUGCCGUUAUCGAAACGACAUUAUUUGCUAAUCCGGAAGCUGACGACACUAUAUCGGAUAUAUUCAAUACAAAUUUACUGGGCCAAAUUUGGGUAAUUAGGGAAAUACUUCCAUCAAUGUUGGAAAGAAAUAGUGGCCAUAUCGUAACAAUAUCAUCGAUGACGUCAUUGAAAGGGCAACCUUUACUUUUUGCUUAUACUUCGACAAAAUAUGCCCUACGCGGUAUGAUGGAAAGUUUAAGUAGCGAACUUAAAUUAAUGAAUUCAAACAUAGUUACUACAACAGUUUGUCCAUAUUUUAUUGCAAACUGCCCAGACAGAUCUAAAAGACUAACAUUAAGAUUUCCAGAACUACCAGCUGAAGAUGCUUGCGAAAUGAUUAUCGAUGGAAUAUUACGUAAUGAGCGAAUUUUUACAGUUCCUGAUUAUUACUUUUACUUCGUGCAAUUAAUAAAAUUUUUGCCUGAAGAUUUGCAAGAUAUGAUUUAUGACAUUAUAUAUACAAUCAUUGAACCAAAACCGGAUGAAGAAAAAAGCAUACAAAAAUAUACGAAAUUCGCAGAAAUGCAUAAACCACAGUAUUCAAUGUUUGUACCAUGUUUAAACAUGGGUAGUGUACCUGAUUAAUCAAAAAAAAUAUAUCAUUAUUGUUAUUUAAAAAUAUUGUUAAAAAUUAUUUAUUAUUUUAAACCAA
Melanaphis sacchari is the source of this 2213-nucleotide messenger RNA. RefSeq lists its product as uncharacterized. Gene Ontology annotation, cellular component: lipid droplet. Gene Ontology annotation, molecular function: oxidoreductase activity, acting on the CH-OH group of donors, NAD or NADP as acceptor. The transcript is spliced from 13 exons. The coding region runs from base 86 to 2146 and encodes 686 amino acids. NCBI's taxonomy places the organism in Eukaryota, Metazoa, Arthropoda, Insecta, Hemiptera, Aphididae. The record is from RefSeq and is a predicted model, not a curated record.